AUGGAUUCGAAGUCGUGGACCAGCUUGUCGGAUGCCGGCUCGGGCGCUACAGCGGACCCCCCCCGCCUCGGAAACAACACCGGCUCCGCCGAGCGGAGGAAGGCGGCACGCAGCGGCACCAUGUACGUGGGAUCCGAAAGCGUGAAGCCCGCCGCGAAGUUCUGCUCCUCGUUCUCGGGCAGCCCAAGCCCGGCAGGGCAGAGCACGGAGUUCCACACGGUCCCCGAGAGGGUGCUGCACGACGUGGUCGUGCCGUAUUUCUGCCUGGAGCAGCGGGAGGACGGCCGAAUGGAAGUGGACGCCGCCACGCUGCUCAGCCGCACGCCUCUCCCAAAGGGCUCCUCGGCGUUCACGUCCGUUCACGUCGUGUCGGCUGCGGACGAGCGAGCCCGGGCCACUGCGGAGAUCGUGCGCGAGACCGCCACCCAGCUCAGGGGGGGUGCGUGGACCUACGAGUGGCCGAAGCUUGAGGCCAGCGACGUGGUGGGCGAGUACGAGGCCUUCUUCCGUAUCACCGCCGAGCUUGUCCUCAACGGCGCCGACAGGUCCAGCCUCCUGGUCUUCGUCGCAAGCGCGGGUGACACAUGUGAGCUCGCUGUGGCCACUAUUCUGGCCAUGCUGCCGUUCCGCGGCGUGCAGGUGGCCUUCGUGACCCCGAGGCUUGGCUACGUGAGCCCGCUUGGCAGGUUGACGACAGCGUCGGGCUUGUUCGAGUACGACGCCAGGCAACCCGAGCGCAUGGGCCGCUGCCCCGUGGCGGCCGUGUUCGGCCCACUCGGCGAUCGCUCCUUCCGCUGCGCGCUUGCGCCGUGGCGCCCGCUGAAGCCAGUCGUCGUCGCCGAGGAGAAGCCGGCUCCGUUCAAGAUUGGAGCCCUGGAGUUGCCGAUGGUCACGUUCGAGGGCCAGUACGCAGCCGGAGUGGACAGGCUCGCAUCGUUGCUCGCGAAUCAUUUCGGCACCUCGAUGUUCCCCGUCGUUGCCGUGGGAGAGACUGUCGACGCGCUCGGCUACGGGUCGGAUGUCCUCAGCGCCCUGGAACAAUGCGGCUGUUCAGGCUAUUACUUCACUCACGCGUCUGGCGAGAGCAACAAGAGACCAGAUGCGUACGGCAGCCCAGAGCUCUUGAAGGCGAUCGCCGCGGCCAAGGGCGCGGAGAAGCGUGUGGUGGUCAUCGCCGUGGGUGGAGGCGUGAAUGGCAAUACGAUGGGGACUGUCGCAGCCAUGAUUCACAACGCUUCGCGUAGACUCGCCAGGACAGGCGUCACGGGUCGUCCCGGCGGCUGCCUGCUCGAGGUGCCCACGACUCUGAUGCACUACAACGACGCCACCACGUCCGCCAAGAAGGCUUUCAGCCUCGUGAGGGACGGUCAGAUCCUGUCCAAGAACAUUCUGGGCACCUUCUACCUCCCCCAGCUGGUCUUCUGCAUCAGCGAGACGUUCCUCACGCUGUGCUCCAACAGCGUGCACGCGGCCGUGGGCGAGGCAACCAAGACAAUGAGCAUGCUCGGCAACACCACGUCGACCUCAGGACAGAACAACUUCUCCAACAUCCUGGGCGGUGUCGAGUUCGCCAGCGACUUCACGCGUAUCAUGGGCGGCGUCGAAGGCUUUGAGCAUCUGAUCACGUUUAUCCGCGACUCCCGUAAGAUCAAGGGCGAGGUGCUCAGCCUGGGUCGACAGAUUGUGGAAGCCAGGCGCUCGAUGCAGCAAGGCGCGGAGCUCGCGUUGCUCGCCGCCCAGCGCGAGGAGGCGCUGGCCGAGCUCCGAGCGCACUUUCACCACGGCAUCUCGGCAGAGAGCAGGGAUGGCAUCAUGUCCUUCUUGACCGUCAUCAACGAGGAGAUUAUCCGCGCCAAGGCCAUGUUCCUUGCCUACUCCGACCCCUUCGAGAAGUACCGCGCGCUGCUCUUCGAGUACGCUCACACCCUCGGCCACGGCAUCGAGGCAGUGAUGAAUGGAUUGUACCGCAAGGCGGAAGCACUGAACAUCGACUACGAGGACGCCUUCCGCCUUCACGGCCAGUGCGUGGGCAUGUCCGUGCUUCUCGCGGGUGAGAUGUCCCGACGGCUGGGCCACCUGGAGGGAGACGGCUUCGUCGCUCACCAGUCGCUGGUGUAUUUGUUCAACAGAUUCGGGGGCUACGACUUCAGGCCUCUGCGUCAGCUCUGCGACAAGCUCGGCGUCAGCCGGGAGGAGUUCUGCGAGAGCGUGCUGAAGGUGGUCCGGCGCGACAACAAGCGCGGCUACUGCAAGUGUGCCCCAGGUUGCAGCGUCGACCAGCUCGUGCAGGGCAGGCCCGGCUCCCUCCUGCGCAGCGACGAUCCCAGUGCCGAGCUCCGCUACCUGGUGGAGGUCAGCGAGGACUCGCAGCGGGACGUGCUCAUGGAUGCCUUUGAGGGCAACUUCGACAAUGUGCUGGUG
Molecule: messenger RNA, 2421 nt
Organism: Prorocentrum cordatum
Lineage: Eukaryota; Dinophyceae; Prorocentrales; Prorocentraceae
Source: the annotation of a GenBank genome assembly